CAAGCUGCUGUUGGAAAAACAGGUCCGGAAUUGGAAUCUUCUGCUUCCACGACGAUUUUAAGGACGAGUUAUUCCUCCUCCAAGGAGACUUCACGGUCAGAGUAUUCCUUCCAUACGCCAGUCCCGGAAUCGCGAAAUUCAUCCGAAAUUGUUUCGGAUGUUCGUUCUUUUUCGAAUUCUGAAUCAGGGCAGUUUGCAAAAAAUGGCAAUUUACUGGAUCUCGACGAAAGGCAGCUCAUGAAGGAAAUGGCACAGCAGUUACGACCAUUGCCGCAAUCGAGCGAUCAGUUCAUUGAAAAACAUCAAGUAACAAUUGUGGUGAUCUUACUGAUGCUUAUUUCUUCGACAGUACUUGUACUUUUCCUGUUUCUAUCAUCUGCUCGAGAGCGACGAGUGCAGCGUCAGAUUGAGCGGGCAUUAUGA
Molecule: messenger RNA, 423 nt
Organism: Gongylonema pulchrum
Lineage: Eukaryota; Metazoa; Nematoda; Chromadorea; Rhabditida; Gongylonematidae
Source: the annotation of a GenBank genome assembly